Molecule: messenger RNA, 842 nt
Organism: Sphaerulina musiva SO2202
Lineage: Eukaryota; Fungi; Ascomycota; Dothideomycetes; Mycosphaerellales; Mycosphaerellaceae
Exons: 2
Coding region: 22-375 (117 amino acids)
Source: RefSeq, a predicted model, not a curated record
ACCACACGAGCUCUACGCAAGAUGCAAUUCCAAGCAAUCGUUGGAGCGCUGCUGCUCCUCAUCAGUCCUGCCAUGGCUCAAUUCUUCAACUUCGGCAACAUGUUCGGACAGCAACAACAACAGCAAGAGCCACAGAACAUGGGCAGCGAUAGCCAGUGGUACCAGCAGAACUACGACGGCGCACGCUGCGACAAAUACCUCUGCCCGCACACCCUCUCCUGCGUGCAUUUUCCCCACCAUUGUCCUUGCGCGUUUCCUAAGACCGAGGACAAAGUCGAGUUUGGCGAAGGCAGCAUGGCCUGUGUGAGCAAGGGUGGCUUCAAAGCUGGAGAAGCGCAAAGAAAGAUCGAGCUGGCGAGGAAAGGGCUGCUUUGAAAACGAUACCUUAUGGUACAGCCGUGCAUUAUAAUCAGUUGUUACGAUACCCAGGACGAGACGAAUAGAGCUUUGCGAGGCACCUUUGACAUGAACUUGGAGUCUGGCGAUGAGGCAGAUGAGGUGAUUAGGCUGUGGAUAUUGGUUCCUUGAUCUCGAGCUUGAUCGAGACAAGAUCACGAAAGCACUGAUAGAUCACUACAGGAAUGCGACUGAGAUCAUCUCUGCUCUGGUCGAGCGCCUUCACUGUGAGUAUAUAUAACUCUCGGGCGGAACCAUCACCUGUCUCGUGACUUGGACCAUCGGACUGUUGGGCAAGGCAGGAGUGAACCCGGAUUGAGAUCAUCGUAAGCAAAAGAGAAAAGACAGUUAUGUGCGGGGACGGACAGUGUUCGCAGGAAAGGGGUACCUUCUAUUGUGAAGUGCGUAGUCGACGUGUUCUGUACAUUCAGCAGUUGGUUUGGAUG